AUCCUUAAUAGGUAAAACCAACCAGACCAGAUCACGGCAGCCCCCUUGAAACAAAAAUAGGUCCCUAUUCCAAGGAGGGAAAGCUUAAAACAAAAAAGCAUAAAUACAGGCGCCCCCCUUGAACACAAAAAAGCACAAAAAGCACGGCCACCAUAAAAUAAGAAAAUUAAGAGGCAGGAUUUGAAAACCCUUUCUCUUUAAAAUAUAGAGAAAAGAGGGACCAAAGUGAAAGAAAAUCGAAAUAUAGAUUUGAUUUUCAAUCUGCAUUUUCAGCUAUCAAUUGCUGGUACUUUCAAGCAGUAGAUCUUUUGUUUUGAUAAGAAACGCAGCUAUCAAUGGCUGUGUUUUCGAGCUCCAACUUUGAAGCAGUAUUUUCUUUCGAGCGAUCUCAGUUUCUUUCCCGGCCACCAUCAUCUCUCUCACUCCGCUUCUUCUCUGUAUCUAUCGCCGCCGAUAACCGCAACCGCAACCAUCGCCUCCGGCACUCUUCUUCUUCUUCGAAACUCUACAAUCCCACCUUCGCUUGCCGCGCCUCAUGUGACUCUCACGAGACUGACUCCUCUCACAGGAAGGAUGAUGAUUCUUCAGUUCAUGGUCUAUCCAAAAAGAUAGUUGGUGUAUUAGGAGGAGGGCAAUUGGGUCGUAUGUUAUGCCAAGCAGCUUCCAAGAUGGCCAUUAAAGUUAUGGUUUUGGACCCUUCAGAGAAUUGCCCGGCUAGUGCCCUUGCUUAUGAUCACAUGGUUGGGAGCUUUGAUGACAGUGCUACUGUUGAAGAAUUUGCUAAAAGAUGUGGAGUUUUGACGGUUGAAACUGAACAUGUGGAUGUUGCCACUCUAGAGAAGCUUGAACAACAAGGAAUUGAUUGUGAACCUAAAGCUUCUACCAUUCGAAUUAUCCAAGAUAAAUAUCUCCAGAAAGUUCAUUUUUCUCGAUAUGGCAUUCCACUUCCUGAGUUUAUGGAGAUUAAUAAUCUAGAAGAAACCAAGAGAGCAGGCGAACUAUAUGGCUAUCCUCUUAUGAUUAAGAGCAAGAGGUUAGCUUAUGAUGGGCGAGGAAAUGCUGUUGCAAAGAGUGAAGGAGAGCUUUCUUCGGCCAUAGAUGUUCUUGGUGGAUUUGGUCAUGGCCUGUACGUUGAGAAAUGGGCUCCUUUCAUAAAGGAGUUGGCUGUCAUCGUGGCAAGAGGAAGAGAUAACUCUAUCCUGUGCUAUCCAGUUGUUGAAACUAUUCACAAGGAAAACAUAUGUCACAUGGUUAAGGCACCUGUUGACGUGCCAUGGAGGAUCAGAAAACUUGCAAAUGAUGUUGCAUAUAAAGCUAUAAGUUCAUUAGAAGGUGCUGGUGUCUUUGCAGUGGAGUUGUUUUUGACGAGGGAUGGUCAGAUUCUACUAAAUGAAGUAGCUCCAAGACCUCAUAAUAGUGGUCAUCACACUAUUGAGUCCUGCUAUACAUCACAGUUUGAACAGCAUUUGCGGGCUGUUGUUGGUCUUCCUCUCGGUGAUCCAUCCAUGAAAACUCCAGCUGCUAUCAUGUACAAUCUACUGGGUGAGGAUGAAGGGGAGCCAGGUUUCAAAGUGGCUCAUCAACUUAUAGCAAGGGCACUGGAGAUUCCAGGAGCUACUGCUCAUUGGUAUGAUAAGACAGAAAUGCGAAGGCAAAGGAAGAUGGGUCAUGUAACUCUUGUUGGCCCUUCUGUUGGUGUUUUAGAAGCACGGCUGAAAUCAAUGCUGAGGGAAGAAGGUUAUGAAAAUCUGAAUGAAGCUGCACCACGUGUUGGGAUUGUAAUGGGUUCGGAUUCAGAUCUUCCAGUUAUGAAGGAUGCAGCUAGAAUCUUAAAUAUGUUUGGUGUGUCUACUGAGGUUCGGAUAGUCUCAGCACACCGGACCCCUGAACUGAUGUACUCUUAUGCCUCCUCUGCUAGGGAGCGAGGCAUUCAGGUUAUCAUUGCUGGGGCUGGUGGUGCAGCUCACUUACCAGGUAUGGUAGCUUCACUUACACCUUUACCUGUUAUCGGUGUCCCUGUCCGUGCCUCUACAUUGGACGGAAUCGAUUCACUCUUGUCAAUCGUGCAGAUGCCAAGGGGUGUUCCUGUUGCAACGGUUGCAGUAAACAACGCUACAAACGCAGGAUUGCUGGCAGUAAGGAUGUUGGGAGUUGGUGAUGCUGAUCUAUUGGCGAGAAUGAAUCAGUAUCAAGAAGACACAAGGGACUAUGUCUUGACAAAAGCUGAGAAGCUACGGAAGGAUGGUUGGGAAGCUUAUUUAAAUCAGUAAGAGUAACGGCUUACUAGAAGGAUGGUUGUGUUUUCCAAUAUGGCUUCGCUUAAAGUUACAGUUACAUUCCUUUUCUGCAUUAUUUUGUUAUUCGCCUACCAACAUUUUUCCGCCAUAAGGCCUCUCCCUCAUGUUGAAGAUCACCUGUUUGCUGUGAUUUUCAAUAAAAAUCUUAUAAUUCAAGUGCUUCAAAGGGGUAUGGUGCCACCGUCUGGUGAAAACCCUUGCACUAAUAUACCUCGACGUAGCGGCGGUGGCACCUACACAAGUAAUUUAUUUCUUGUAAAUUGGUUUUUUUUUUUUCCGGGGAAGAACCCAUGGGAAAUUAUUGUAGGAUUCAAUUAGUUGAUAAUUCUUUUUAUUUAUUUUACUAUUAUUCCAAUGUUAGUAUGACAGGAUUACGUUUUAUCUUAAUUUCUUUAUUCAAAUAUAAAUAGAAAUUACAAUUUAAAUUCAUUCAUAUUAAAA
Messenger RNA from Gossypium raimondii (Peruvian cotton), 2738 nucleotides. RefSeq names its product phosphoribosylaminoimidazole carboxylase, chloroplastic. Gene Ontology annotation, molecular function: phosphoribosylaminoimidazole carboxylase activity; ATP binding; metal ion binding. Bases 336 to 2270 code for a protein of 644 amino acids. The record is from RefSeq and is a predicted model, not a curated record. Gene Ontology annotation, cellular component: chloroplast. Lineage: Eukaryota; Viridiplantae; Streptophyta; Magnoliopsida; Malvales; Malvaceae. The transcript has 17 exons. Gene Ontology annotation, biological process: 'de novo' IMP biosynthetic process.